Molecule: messenger RNA, 931 nt
Organism: Chrysoperla carnea
Lineage: Eukaryota; Metazoa; Arthropoda; Insecta; Neuroptera; Chrysopidae
Gene: Pfdn5
Product: probable prefoldin subunit 5
Exons: 4
Coding region: 251-736 (161 amino acids)
Biological process (GO): regulation of DNA-templated transcription; protein folding
Cellular component (GO): cytoplasm; prefoldin complex
Source: RefSeq, a predicted model, not a curated record
UUCCACACUUUUCCACAUUCGUUUUUAUUUUUAAUUUUGUAUUAUUUAUUAGUCUUUUGGGUAGUGGAAUUAGGUCUACAGUAUUCAAUUCUAUCCAUAACGCCCCAUGAACGCCCCUAACCAUAUGAAGAAUUUCAUUUGUUAACACGAAAUAGGUUAUGUUGUAAAAUAUUAGUUGAAUAGUGAAUUUAUUAAAUUAGGUACAUAUUCAUACCGUCUUGAAUUUUGGUGGCAUAAUUAUUACACAAAAAUGGCUACAAUUUCAUCAAAAGAAAAUCCUCAAUUACAACAAAUUGAUUUAACUAAAUUAAAUCUACAACAAUUGACACAAUUAAAACAACAACUGGAUCAGGAAUUAACUAUGUUUCAAGAAUCAUUACAAACACUAAAAAUGGCACAAUCAAAAUUUCAAGAUUCUGGUGAAAGCUUAGAAAAAAUUGUGCCCGAAUUAGAAGGCAAACCAAUUUUGGUUCCGUUAACGGGCUCCAUGUACGUACCUGGUGUUAUAGCGGAUGCAAAUAAAGCAAUAGUGGAUAUUGGAACUGGAUACUAUGCACAAAAGGAUAUUGAAGGUGCUAAAGAUUAUUUCAAACGAAAAGUAAAAUUUGUUACGGAACAAAUGGAAAAAAUUCAGGCUAUGGGCAUUGAAAAAAGUCGAAUUCGUGAUACUAUUUUAGAAGUAAUGGAAUUGAAACUUCAACAACAACAACCGAAAGCUGCUCCUACAAAAGCCUAAUGUUAUAAAUAAUUAAUUUAUUAAUAUUCUAAUUAAAAAAUUAACAUUUCGAUAUGAGAUAUUUAAUAGUUUUAAAAUUAAAAAAAUUAUUUUGUAUUCAUUUCGUUAUAUGAAUUACGCUAUAAUUGAUGUUCGAUUUAUUUCAAUUUGUUGAACUAUUAAUGCAUGUUCAUAUUUUUCUAUUUUUAAAAUAAG